Molecule: messenger RNA, 493 nt
Organism: Dacryopinax primogenitus
Lineage: Eukaryota; Fungi; Basidiomycota; Dacrymycetes; Dacrymycetales; Dacrymycetaceae
Exons: 3
Coding region: 29-265 (78 amino acids)
Biological process (GO): mitochondrial respiratory chain complex IV assembly
Cellular component (GO): mitochondrion
Source: RefSeq, a predicted model, not a curated record
GGCAACGUUCUGUUCAAACCCGUGAGCCAUGGCCAGUCGAGCAUCGAAGAUUACCUUUAUCGCUUCGAUCGCGUUCGCAGCUGUCACUGUAUGGGGCGUCCAUUACAUGCAAGACCAAGAACGUGAGUCCAUGUAUCAAGGCGUGCUCAAGGACGAGGCACGGGUUGCAGCAAAACGUCGGCAACGAGAGCAACUCCUGCUCGAGAGUCAACAGAAACGCGAGAUCUAUGAAGGUGUCCAACCUGUGUCGAAUACAGCACCUUAGCGAACCAACUUAGAUUCGCGUGUAGGACACGCGCCAAUGACCAAUAUCCCUUCACGUUACUAAAAGAGACAUCAAUGUAACAUAACAUCAACGCCACUCUGUACUGUAAUAAUGCAACCAUCGAAUGCGUGCAAGUUUAGACUGAGCGACGCAAACCACAACGGAUUCCAAGCCAAACUACACGCUCGAUUGCAGGCUUCUUCAUAGUAUUACACUUCGUCUUUGUCG